Molecule: messenger RNA, 765 nt
Organism: Entamoeba invadens IP1
Lineage: Eukaryota; Evosea; Mastigamoebida; Endamoebidae
Exons: 1
Coding region: 1-765 (254 amino acids)
Source: RefSeq, a predicted model, not a curated record
AUGGGGAACACACUUACAAAAAGUCCACCCAGUUGUAGUUGUCAAAAGUGUAUAGAUGGACCUCCUGAUCAAAGAGAAGGUGGUAUUAUUAUUUAUGGACCACCUUCUUAUUACACGAAUGAGUUGUUCAACUUUAUUACAGGCAAUAUUACAGAAGAGACGAAUGAACCAAUGGACGAUUAUGAAAGAUAUUAUUAUAUGAGUUCUAUGUCACAAACUAUUACCGAAGUAUACAAAACAUUAACAUUGACUAUUCAAAUAGAGAUUGUCGAAGAUAUUGAAGACCUCCAUAGAACGUUGUGUAAUAUAAACUGUUCUUUUGUUAUCUUUGAAAUUGAUUUGAACGACAGAACCACCUUAACAAGUAUUUCUGACGCUCUCUUUAAGCUCAAAGAGAUGAAAAAGAGUGAUGAUGUGUGUUCAUUAGAAUACAGUUAUAAUCUGCCCAAAGAUUAUUUCAUUAUUGGGACUCAUGGAAAUGCCGAGAGUACUACCAACAGUGUUACACGUGCAGACUUAACACAUCUAAAAGAAGAAAGUGGUGUAUGGGGAUACACUGAAUUUGCUCCACGAAGUGAGAACAUCUUCCUCCAAAGGAAUGUCAUUCACAACAUAUUAGAAAGAGCCAAAGACGUCAUUGUUCUCUAUGGAAGAGUCGGGUGGAAAGUAAUGAAGCCGGUCAUCUUAUUAUACGACAGUACACCAGUGAAAGAGGUGACAACUCGUGUUCAAUUAACACUGAAAAUGGGAUGGACAUUGGUAUGA